Messenger RNA from Scatophagus argus, 806 nucleotides. Its product is annotated as Lipocalin-like. Lineage: Eukaryota; Metazoa; Chordata; Actinopteri; Scatophagidae. The coding region runs from base 75 to 623 and encodes 182 amino acids. The transcript is spliced from 6 exons. The record is from RefSeq and is a predicted model, not a curated record. Gene Ontology annotation, molecular function: small molecule binding.
GUAGUCAGGCAGAACUUCAACAACAGAUCUCCAGGUCUCCCUCCGCACUCUUCUCCAUCAUCGUUUCUGCAGCUAUGACUUUACUGCUGACAUUGCUGGGAGCUGUGCUCUGCUCCUUUUCGGUGUCUUCUGAAAUCCUCCCCCAGGCAGACUUCAAUUUACAGGCGACCGCAGGGAAGUGGUACCUGAUUGGAUUUGCCAGUAAUGCUCAGUGGUUUGUCGACCGCAAAGCUAACAUGAAGAUGGGCACAGCCAUGUUCACCCCAACUGCAGAUGGGGACCUGGACCUCUCAUAUGCCAGUCUGAGCUCUGAUGGCUCUUGUUGGAGACUGAACAAUCUGGCCAAGAAGACUGAUGUGCCUGGAAAAUUCUCGUACACAAGUCAGCGCUUGGGGAAUGAGAAUGGCAUGCUUAUGGUGGAUGUGAAGUACGACGAGUACGCCCUGAUGCACAUCACUUCCACCCAGGGGGAUGUCCUCACUGUCGUCAACAAACUAUACGGCCGCAGCAUGGACCUCAGCGCUGAUCUGCUGGAGAAGUUCAGGCAGUUCUCCUUGGAGACUGGCAUCCUUCCUGAAAACAUUGCUUUCCUUCCAAAAAAUGCGGAGUGCCCAGUUGCCUAGUUUUCCAACCAUUGCAUGUCAGUGAUGCUGCCUGAAGACCUUAAAGUUUAUUGAAAGUAUUCGACAGGUGUGAACUGCUCCAAUAAAAACAAGAAGAAAAAAAUAAUCUUGUCAUUUAUUCUGCUCUUUCAGAUUUUAACGCUAGCUCCUAAUGCCCCUAAACAUGAUGUAAAGCCCAGUUUC